AUGCCUACCCUCGUUGAAGACUCCUGGAUCUCUACUCAGGCCGCGACCCAUGGCCUUGACACCAUAAGCGGGUGCUCGAUCGCAAUUAGUGCGACGUACUACCUGCAGCUGUUCCUCGACAACCCACCUUCCCACGAACCCCUCUUGCCUGCUCUCGGCGGCCUCACGGGUAUAGAAGCGCACCUGACCCGCGAUCUCGAACGGUUCAAGGAGAAUGGGGUUGUCCCGUUCUUCAUUUUUGAUGGCCAGAGCAUGGUGGGCCAGGCCGAGACGGCCGUGAAGCGGGGCCGUAUGGCGAACGUCAAGACCGACGAGGCAUGGGAGCAGUACUUUGCUAGUAGGGCGGAAGACGCUGUCAAUGCCUUUGGAAGUAAUGCCGGAGCUUUCCGUGUUCAGUCACUUUACCCUCUCUUGAUGAGGCUCCUGAAGAGCAAGGAGUACCACUUCAUCGUAGCUCCCUUUAAUGCCGCCAGUCAGAUUGCCUACUUCGAAACGAUCGACUCGGACCAAGUCGGCGGUAUAAUGGGCUCCAACGAGCUUCUCCUGUAUCCCAUCCACGACUGCAUCAUCAAAUCGAUCGACUGGGAAAAGAAAGAGGUUACGGCCAUCUCCAAGAAGGAAUUGAUCAAGACGCUGAGUGUCACGGAAGCCAUGUUCAUUGACGCGCUGCUGAUGUCAGGCACUCCAUUCCUUCCUACGUUCCCUCCUCUUCAAGACCCACAGGUCACACCCGGUCAGCCGCACAUCAUCCGUGACGCCAUCAACAUCCUCCGUACGGCGGACAAGGCUGUAGCUAACGUCUGCGCCUCGUUCAAUGACAUCCUGCAACUCCGAGACAAGGACUGGCUCGAUAAGUACCAGAGGGCGCGGAUGGCGGUCAACCACUACAUAUACAUUGCUGAGAAUGGCGAGGUCAAGGUUAACGACUUCGACCACCUCACGCGUGACAACCACGAGUACCUCGGUCUGCAGCUCCCGGGCGAGCUUCUGCAUUACAUCAACAGAGGACUCAUCAGCGCGCGGUUCUCGAGCUGGAUAACGCACAGUCAGAUUGUCGUGGAGCCCACCCUAGAUGGCGUCUCGUCGCCCGAGUACAGAAAACUCGUUGGGAGCCAGCUAACGAGCGUCAGGGAGCAGGCGUUGGCCCUCACCAAUCUCCGGUCUAUCCAGCCAUCGCCGGCGCAGGUUGUCAACAGCUGGUUCGUUAAGCCUGAGGAGGUGGAAAAGUUCCCGCCGCCCGCCCAGUCGUCGGCGCUUAUCACGUUUGAGGUUCUCUCGCUCUCGAACCCCGACUUUGUGAAGCACACAUUCAACAAGGACAAGUUCAUCAGGGGCCUAGACGACAAGGGAACGAUUGCUUCGGUUGCGGUGUGGCGGUUCCUUCACCUCCGAGGCUACGUGGACGACGAGCACUCGUGGACCAGAUGGGGUACCGCCCUCGCCACCUCCCUUCUUGCCAUUAGGGAAACGGAACAGAAACUCGGAGAUAACGCGUCGCUCGCAGAGGCGGUGCUGGUGGCUUUUGAGCUUAUUCGCUACGAUCUCCUUAACAGCAAAAACAAGCAUGAGGAGCUCCACGGCCUCCCUCUUAAGGGGUCGGAGGACGAGAAGAAGAGCCUCCUCCUCAUCAGCCGAUGUGCGACUUUGCUGAAACUGCGCCACCAGACGAACGGGUACACGGGCCCGCUCAACAAGAAUCUCCUAGCCUUCCGUUCUCUGUCUUCGGCGGUGCGGGAAGCCAACCGUGACCUGAUCGAGGCCAUUGUUGCCUCCAUGUUCAUUUACGGCCAGUCGAAGCGAGAGCGUGAUGACCUGCUCGAGCUUGGUCAGAGCCUUCCCUUCCUCACGGAUCCCGAUAUUGCUCUUGGCAUCGCAGUUAAGACCUUCCUCGAUGACGACAAUGUCAGCGACUCAAAGGAGCAACGAGCCGACCGCAUGGCCCAGUUCCCGCAGACGUACGUUCCUUUUGCGACGCACUUUGUCGAGGAUAUGCGGACGUGUUACGGGUUCGUCAACGCCUUGUACCAGGGCGUGAGUACUCUUGACAAGGAGGUCUCGGGUGCCGAUAAGCAUGCCUGGGGAACGCGGCGGACUACCUGGCGGCGCGCCCGUUUUAAGGUACAAGCGGGCGUGAGUGCCCCCAGGAUGCCGUCGACGGCAACCACGGCCACGGCCCCCAUCCCCGUGAUUGACCUUGCGGCGGCGGGCAAGUCCGAGCAGGAGAUUGCCAAGGAGCUUUGCGAUGCCGCCAUCGAGCACGGCUUUAUCUAUAUACGGAGCGAAGGGGUCGAUGUGUCGGUAGAAGCCGUCGACAGGGCCUUUGAGAUUUCCCGACAGCUCUUCACCGAGACCCCGGCGGAGGAGAUGGAAAAGUGCCGGAUUCAGAAGAAUAACCGGGGAUGGAGCGGGAUCCGGAGCGAGACGCUGGAUCCAAAGACACAAAGAGCCUUCAAUUUCGGCGAGUUCCAAAACGGCAAGGCCCAGCAGCCCCUCCCGAGCACGCUCAUCCCCCACGAAGCGGAACUCGGCCGGUUCGCGGGAAGCUGUCACGCGUUGGCGCGGCGCAUCCUGCACCUCCUCGGCGUCGGGCUCGAGGUCGACCCGCCGGAUUUCUUCCCCUCGGCGCAUCAGAGCGAAAAGGGUCCCUCGGGCACCACUCUCCGCUUCCUGCAUUACCCUUCUCUCAAGGGCGUGGAUGUCCCGGCGGACGACUCGAUCCGCGCCGGCGCCCAUUCGGACUACGGCAGCGUGACGCUGGAACCCGUGCCGAGCGACGUUGUGAGGAGGAGGGUAGGGGAUGGAAAGGGUGCUGGCGCGGGGCGGGACGGCGCAAAGGUUGUGACUGCUGAUGAACACCUGCAGAUGAGGUUGAGGGCGAGUUACUUGGACCUGUAUAAAGACUGA
This is a messenger RNA of Parascedosporium putredinis, 2904 nucleotides long. Lineage: Eukaryota; Fungi; Ascomycota; Sordariomycetes; Microascales; Microascaceae. The record is from the annotation of a GenBank genome assembly.